This is a messenger RNA of Boleophthalmus pectinirostris (great blue-spotted mudskipper), 5170 nucleotides long. It is a transcript of the gene sorbs2a, whose product is annotated as sorbin and SH3 domain containing 2a. Gene Ontology annotation, cellular component: plasma membrane. The record is from RefSeq and is a predicted model, not a curated record. Lineage: Eukaryota; Metazoa; Chordata; Actinopteri; Gobiiformes; Gobiidae. Gene Ontology annotation, molecular function: protein binding.
AGUGCUCUUCAGUAUGAAUACAGAUAGCGGAGGAUAUGCUCACAAAAGUGUGGCUUUGUCGUUUAUACUCUCUCCCAUGAAGAGGGUCCAGAGCUACCCCAAUCUAGCCACAGGGAAUGAUUCUCACUCUUCAGACUUGGAUUCAUGGCGCUCCAGCAGUGUCACAGAUGGCCUUAAAAAUGGAGACGCCAGCAGCUCCUCACUCGCUGCCAAAGGUUUCCGCAGUGUCAGGCCCAAUCUGCAGGACAAAAAGUCACCCUCGCAGGGCCCUCCCUCUCCAGACUCCAGUGCACGCCACUCCCCCUACCGCUUCCACAGCUCUGAGUCCCUGGACUACCUGUCUGGUAUCUUGCCCAAGGCCCUGUCUCCCACCCCAUAUGUCCCCAGUGGGGCCAGCAGUACUGUAGGCACUGUGAGCGGGCCGAGCCUUAGCACUGCGGGUAGUUCCAGCAUCAGUGGCUUCGCGUCGCCGUCCACCUCCCCUGUGACCGUGUCAGCGCUCAGUCACUACUCCACCUCCACGGCGGGUCUUUUGGACGAGCUGCAGAUCUGUAGUCUGGACUCCCCCGGUGCCUCUCCCACCCCAUCGCCCACUCUGAGCCUCGCCUCCGCCUACACCUCCACCACCGGGGCUGACGACGCUCUAACUGCCCCUGUGUCCUCCUCCGCUGCUGCCACCGUUGGCCAGGUCCUGUCUCAUGCCAUGAAUGGAAGCUCUGGUCCUCCACAGCGGCCCCUCUCUCCGCCGUCGUACCCCUCUCCUCCUAAAUCCCUUCACAAAGGCGUCCACAGGCAGAGCAGGAGUACAGAAGGGAGCGAAUCUGCUUCAAGAGAAUCCAUAGUGAGUGGCCACACGUCCGUCACAGUGCCCAUCGCCCGUUUCUCAGAAGAAGAGAAGAAAGUAUCAGUGAUUAAAGCUCCACAUUAUGAAGGCAUUGGACCUGUGGAUGAUACUGGCAUUCCUAUUGCAAUCCGCACUACAGUGGACAGGCCAAAAGAGUGGUACAAGACAAUGUUCAAGCAGAUCCAUAAAGUUCACAAAGCGGAUGAUGACUAUUCCGACACAUAUAAUGCAGCAUAUGCAGUAAUAAACAAUGAAGACUACAAUCUGUCAUCAACCAUCACUAUGGCCCAUCCUCCACCUAAGACUCACACAUACAGACCACUCGCCAAAAGCCCCUCCGACAACGGGCGCCUUCCAGAGCCCGCACCUUCGCCUGUCCCCCCGCCCUCUCCUGCUGUGCCCUCCAUCCUGCAGCUACGAGCAAGAGACAGCGAUCGAGGCAAGGAGGGCUCCGAUAUAAGGAAUGAAUGGGGCCCUCCAGACAGGAAAGUAGACACAAGGAAAUAUCGUGCUGAGCCCAAGAGUAUUUUUGAAUAUGAGCCUGGAAAGUCCUCGAUUUUAGAGCAAGAGAGACCGACCUGUGAUGACAUAGAUUUAGAGAACGAGCCUUGGUAUAAGUUCUUUUCCGAACUGGAGUUUGGGCGGCCGCCUCCUAAAAAACGACUGGAUUAUAAUCCAGAUAUCUCCGCUCGCCAGCGCAUUGAGGCAUCGCUGCUCAUCGCUUCGUCCGAAAAAACUGCGGAGAGAUCUGCAAGUGUGGCCAGUGACUACAGGAAAAGACGAAAGUCAGAGCCCUCGAAUGCCCACACAAAUGCUCAUCAGAGCAGAGGUGUGACAUCUCCAAAACCAGUAGAACCAACCCGACCCAGCAGCAGCCUGAAAACUGUGGUUCGCUCUUCUCCGUCUUCACCCUCCAGAGCCAAAGGUGGGGAAGCAUGCGACAUGUAUCCAAACAAUUUAUCCUCUCCAGCCUCUCAUAAACGCCCCUCAUUACCCCCUCUUCCUUCGGAGUCUACAGACUGCAUGGAGGACGGCAGCCAAGAGGGCAGUUCCUCCUCUAAACAGUCUGUUUUUAAGAGCAGCUGGCCUAGUCAACAGGGUGACACAGAAACCUGGAGCAGUGUGGAGGAGGUUCCGCCUUCCUCCCGUAAAGUCAAGUCUCGCAGCUGUGAUGACUUACUAAACGAUGGGCACUCGGGCACCAAUGGGCGUGGCGCCACACGCUCAGAAAGUGCUGGUUCUUUGUUGUGUGAUGGACUUCCCUCAGGUUCCACAGCAUCCACCUCUACUUCCUCUUUGCCCCGACUUCACCGGCGUCGGGCCCAUGACUCACCGGGGUUUCUCCAACUCUAUAAGAAGAUGCACCACAUCGACCGCUCUCAGCUCAUCCCCUCUGACGUGAUCCGCUCAGUGCGGGCGCGUAUACUUGAGCUGGAGCGCCAACCCCAUCUGCUUCGCCAUCCCUUCCCUCCAUGGAGACCGUCAUGGGGCAAAGAUGUCUCACGUGACAUGGUGCCAAAUCGUAUUUCUGAAUACGAGCGCCUUAUACAAAAAUCAAAAUCUAUGCCUAACCUGGGUGAUGGUGAAGCACCAUCAGGCACUGUGACCCCUGGUGGUUCCUCAUCUCGAGCCAGCAGUGGGGGCAAUACUCCCAGUUUACCUAAACGCCGCUUUUCUAUAGAGUCUUUACUAGAAGAAGACAGCAAUGGCAAUGACACAGCACAAAGCAUGGAUCAUUUGCAGUGUGCGCGUAGUCCACCAGAGGGGCAGCCUCGUGUUGGCCCAGAGCCCAGUCGAGGAAACUCUUUUGCAGCUCCGCCUCUGCCUCGUGCUCCCCAGGCUCCCCAGGACUACUCUGACAGCGAGCAGGAUGCUGUCGCCUCAGACCUGAGUGACUUUAUUCAGGUGGAGGGCUCCUCUUUCUGCAGUGAGAGUGACUUUGACCACUGUUCCCUGACCUCCACAGAGAGCCUGUAUGGCUCCUCCUCACUCCACCAUCACCUGCGUCACCAGCAUCGCCAUCACCACCACCACCAUGCUGGUCAUCAAAGCGUGGGCCAGAGCCAGGGCUACCAACACAGACACCUUAUCAGCUCCUGCAAGGGCCGCUGCCCUGCCUCAUACACCCGAUUCACCACAAUGCUACGUCAUGAGAGAGAACAGGCUCGCCAGGAGCUUCCCAGACCUUCACAGUCCACUCACAGCAGCCAUUUACGAACACACAACCCACAGUCCCAGCAAGCGAUGUCAAAGCUGGCCUUUCUGGUCAGUCCAGUGCCUUUCCGCAGGAAAAAGGGCUCACCACCUACCUCCAGAAGAAGUGGCACAGGUCGAGGUAGCAGACCCAAGUCUAAGCAGGCUAUUUAUGAAGCCCUGGAUGCUGCGCUGAGGGACAUAUACGAGCACAUUCAGGCAGAGCGUGGCCACAGAGGUACCAGGGCACCAGAUGACAGUAUCCUCAGGAGGAUUCUGGCUGAACUGUUACCAAACGUGCCUGAGCGCAGCUCCUCUCUGAGAGGGAGGAGGGGCUGUUGGCAUGGGGGGCACUCCUCCAUCUACGCAGAUGGAAGUCCCACUGGGUAUGCCUCAUCACCACGGUUACAGUCGCCGCGGAUACAGUCACCAGUCAGUGCCUGUUACGGACGCCAUCAUGACACCUCAAACAAUAAUGAUUAUGCAGAGGGCAAUGGGAAUCUCUGUUAUUCAGACCAUGAUGUCUCCAGGAGUUAUUCCACUUUGGAUGGACGGCACACCCCUCAGAGCAGGCGACCCACACCAGACAGAGAGGUGUCGCAUAAACAGAUGACACAACUCAUUCUCUUCUCUCUCCUCCAUCAGAAACAGCCCGCAAGAGCCAUUUAUGAUUUUAAGGCACAGACAGCCAAGGAGCUGACAUUUAAGAAGGGAGACACGGUGAACAUUAUCAGACAAAUAGACAACAACUGGUUUGAAGGGGAGCACCGUGGACGGGUUGGGAUAUUCCCCAUUUCUUAUGUAGAGAAGAUGCCAUCAGUGGAAAAGCAUCAGCCCAUCAGACCUCCUCCCCCCGCCCACGUUAGAGAAAUCGGAGAGGCUGUGGCCCGCUACAACUUCAACGCUGAUACAAAUGUGGAGCUCUCUCUCAGGAAGGGAGAACGAGUAAUUGUGAUUCGACAAGUGGAUCAGAACUGGUAUGAAGGCAAAAUCCCAGACACCACCAAACAGGGCAUCUUCCCCGUGUCUUACGUGGACCUGGUCAAACGUUCUCCGUCCAAAAGCUCUGCCCACCACGCCGACCCACACGUGUAUCCGGGCAGCAGGACGGCAAGCUCCACCCCCACCAAGCGGCUCGUGCAGGAUGCGCUCCAUGGAGGAGGUGACCCGUACCAGGCCCUGUACAACUACAUGCCCCGCAAUGAAGACGAGCUGGAGCUGCGAGAGGGAGACGUAGUGGACGUGAUGGAGAAAUGUGAUGACGGCUGGUUUGUCGGGACGUCCCGAAGGAGCAAGUUAUUUGGAACCUUCCCAGGAAACUACGUCAAGCAGCUAUAAUAAUGAUUCCAGACCCUGGCCCCGCCCACUUUGGUCACAUGAUCGCUGUCCUGCUGCUGCCACAUCCCAGGAGGCAUUGGGCUCAGUUUCACACUGAACUUUUAGCUCUCACUAGCCACCUUUGACAGAAGACUGGUCUGAAAUGUGUUUUUAAACCUUAUUUUUCUAUCCGGGAGUGACCUUUCUACGGCACUAGAGGAAACUUUACAAACUUACAACAAUAAUCACAGCUGAGCGGACAAGGGCAGAGACAACAUUUAGAUAUUUUUUUAUUAGUCUGUAGGAGAGUUGUCCUUAAAUUACAGUGUUGUAUCCUUAAACAUCCCCAAGACCUUUUGCUUUGAGAAAAAGCGAAAGCUGCAGAAAUUCAGUAAACACAUUAAACACAUUUUACUUACAUAUAUGAAUCUUACAUUGCCGAGUUCUAAAUUCCUUUAUCGGAUAUAAGUAUGACUUCCAUGCAUUUUUGUUCAUUGUACAAUUGUACUUAUUAAGGGUGAUAAGUAGGGUCUGGAAAUGGUCACUUUACAAUUCACAUUUUCAUGGAUACUUCAAAUGCCAUUUUUGCUACAUAACAAUUUAAGUGUAUUUUCAUAUUUAAUAAAACCAGUCUCUUCAUCACCAGGACACAAAAACAUUAAUGUUUUGAACAGCAGGUUUCGCCAUAAAUAAUGAAACAUAAUUUAGAAUGUACUUUUUUAUCUUCAGUGUUUAGCCAUUAGUAUGAUGCACUUUAACAACAUAAACCAGUUUGUGUUUCAACUUCCAUUGUUAUUAUUUGUUUAAACACUAGAG